UUAUGUGGAUGAUCUGAUAUGCGAAAGUGGGCAGCUUCUUGAUUUCCCAAUUUGAGUGCCUUCUGGCUUUAUUUGUCCACCAGUAAUUGUUUGAGCAGUUAGACUUUCCCGCUAUUAUGCUUUCUUUCCGAUCAGAAUUUCCGUAUCUUGGAACUUUUGUGAGCGAAAGAGGGGAGGAAACCGAAAUUGGAUAUAGGCAAUCAAGUUCAGACAUGGGUUGUCCCAAGAGAAGAAUAGGGUAGUUAGAUUCUGGUGUUUGAUUACUCUCAUAUGAUUACAGCUUGAUAUUCCUCUUUUUUUGAAUGAUGAUGCCAGGUGCUUUAACAUAUUCACUGAGGUCCUCAAGAAAGUUAUAACACUUUUGGCCAUCAUACAGUCAAAGAACUGGGCUUUUAAUGGGAUCAGAAGGGACUGUGCUUGCUUCUGAAGCCUCUGAUGGACCCUCCUGCGUAACAGUCCACGUGACGGGGUUCAAGAAAUUUCAUGGAGUUUCUGAGAAUCCGACGGAGACAAUUGUUUGCAACCUACAGGAGUAUAUGAACAAGAACGGGAUGCCGAAAGGUUUGGUAUUGGGGAGCUGUCAUGUGCUUGAAACUGCAGGACAAGGUGCAGUUGCUCCUCUUUACCAGACAUUGCAAUCAGCCAUACCUUCUGAGAAUUCUAAUCCUUGUGAUUCUGGGAAAGUUAUCUGGGUGCAUUUCGGGGUGAAUAGUGGGGCGACAAAGUUCGCGAUCGAGAAUCAAGCGGUUAAUGAAGCUACUUUUCGAUGUCCUGAUGAGAUGGGAUGGAAACCACAGACAGCUCUUCCCGUGGAGGAUAUCACGAAGGCCCUGGCUAAGAAAGGUUAUGAAGUGAUGACCUCAGAUGAUGCUGGCCGAUUCGUGUGUAAUUAUGUCUACUACCAUUCGCUUCGCUUUGCAGAGAAGAACGGAACUAAAUCACUAUUUGUCCAUGUACCUCUAUUCUUAACCAUUGACGAGGAGACCCAGAUGCAGUUUGCUGCUUCCUUAUUGGAGGUACUUGCUUCUCUAUUGUAGUAACAUGGUCUCUCGCCAUCCAUGUGUGUGCCCCAAAUGUUGUUAUGAACAUUAUUAUAAGCUUGUAUUGCUCAUUGGCCUUGUUUAUGAGAAAAGAAGAGUGGAAAUGGUUCAAUAAACAGAUGAGUGUUGUGAUCAUUGUUCUAAGUGUUAAUCACUUCCUUCCACUUGGUCUUGAUGAAGCUGCAUUCCUUCCCUCUUAUUAGUUUCUGAAUGG
This is a messenger RNA of Linum tenue, 1254 nucleotides long. The record is from the annotation of a GenBank genome assembly. Lineage: Eukaryota; Viridiplantae; Streptophyta; Magnoliopsida; Malpighiales; Linaceae.